Molecule: messenger RNA, 798 nt
Organism: Fusarium venenatum
Lineage: Eukaryota; Fungi; Ascomycota; Sordariomycetes; Hypocreales; Nectriaceae
Source: RefSeq, a predicted model, not a curated record
AUGUCAGAAAGGAAAGAUCUCGGCAACGUUACUAGUCAGAUGACGCCUUCAGCAUCGACAUCAGCAGAGGCUCCUCCCUCAUAUGAUGUCGCUCAACCCCGAUCAUACGAUCAAACACAUGCUCCUUCAUAUGACACUGCUCAAUCGCAGUCACUACAAGAUGGAACAUCAGACCCCGAGGAUCUUCCCACCCUCGUUUUGAACAGUACCAAAAUCUAUUCACUAUAUGCUCCCAACCAUAUCCUUUACCAACUCAGCAAGCCACCCUACGACGGCGGUCAUUAUAAUAUCUACGGCGUUGAGAAAGUUCGAUACCGUCUUGUUGAGGGUGACUCAGAACAAAAGCUCCAAUCCUCACCCGACCAUAUUUAUGACUUCAAGCAUGCCGAAAUUCCCAAACACCGCACCACCGGGUCAGGUAUUCGAGUUGAGGCGACGGGUGGCAACCCGGAACGACUCCUAGAAGCAGAGUCUCCUUUGAAAGAUCGUUUAAACCGAGGGAAGACAAACACUGUCGUCUGGAAGGACGACAAGGGACAAGUCGUGGCGAUCGAGACGAAACUUCAGCGCAACAAGGAUAAUAUCAUAGAAGAACCUCCUAGACUUGCUAUAAAGGUCAGGGUCGAUGAGAAAUUAUACGAUCUGCUGAUUACUUGCUGGUGCGCGCAAGUCUGGAAGAGCGCACAGAAAGACUUGAAAGAGCCGAUGAGCUGGGAUAAAGUCAAGCGCAUUGCAUCAGCCGUGCCAAACAAGACAUCAGCUAUCUAUGGCGGUGGUAAAGGUGGAUUUAUCUUUUAG